Molecule: messenger RNA, 1446 nt
Organism: Diaporthe amygdali
Lineage: Eukaryota; Fungi; Ascomycota; Sordariomycetes; Diaporthales; Diaporthaceae
Exons: 6
Coding region: 1-1446 (481 amino acids)
Source: RefSeq, a predicted model, not a curated record
AUGACCCAAAUCACCCCGGCUUCUGCCUUCGCAAUCUGGAGACAAGCCUUUAUCAGGCAAUACGCCUCCACCGUCGUCACUGCUCGUCCGAAGAAAGCACUCCGCAGUCGAGGCGCGUCAAGGUCAGAUUCCUACGAUGGUAGCGCCGAACAAUCCCUGAUACCGGUUGGUCUGUAUUUCUGUUUCUUUAGUUCUCCGACCCAGAACAUGGGGAAAGAGUUCCUCGGCAGGGCAUUGAGCCCUCUGCAAGGGAACGUGUCGAAGCUUCUCGGACUUUCUGACACCAUCCGCACUGCUUUAUUCCGAGGCAGAACGCUUACACUAUCGGAAUUGGAAGACUUGGCUUUUGCUCUGGACAUGAUGCUCUUGGAUGAAAUCGGCGACAAGGUGGCCGCAGAAGCUCCAGCAACGAGCCAAGGGGACCGAAGAAUCACGGUUCCCGUCAUUCAGCAUACCCGACUUGACAAGUUACUUUCCGACAUCAUCCACAUUUACGAAACCGAAGGUCACCCAGACCGACCCCUUGCCACAGAUGUAGGAUUAGGGUCCGAGAUUGAAACAGCACGGAGCCUGCAGAAGCAUUGGCGCACACGCUUCAAGUCCGAUUACUUUGCUCUCGACAAGUACCGACUGGAAUAUUUGUUUUCGAAUGCGCUUCGAGACGUUUCGUUCUCUGCCGUAGCUUCCGAUGGGCUGGGAGUAUGGUUACCGAAGGAGGUACUCCCGGCGGAACUUUCAGAAGCAGAGGCGAGCCUGCAUUAUACCCCCGGAACCUGGUGGCUCAAUAUUGGCUGCGCACACCGAGACGGCAUCGUUGGGGAUGCUUUCGAGAAACCGACGAAAGGCAGAUACGGCGUUGCGGUUCUUCCUCUUUUAACGGGCAGCGAGGAGGAACUUCCCGAUGGCAAACUCGAGUACUGCCGCCGAGGAACGCAGCGCGAGAUGCAUUACAAUCUAAUCACGCAGGUAGGCCAGAAGACCAAAGUGCUAAGGGGUUUCCGCUUGAAGAGUGUCUAUGCCCCUGUGGCUGGGCUGAGCUAUAUCCUCAGAAGUUGGAGCCUCAAGCUCGAUCAAGCAACUGAGAUAUACACUAUGCGGCUUGUCCUUGAACGCAUGCCAGGCCAGACACCCAUAAAUGAGAUCCUUCACAUCCCGGGACCUUCCCAGCUCGACGACUGGAAAUUGUACGAGAAAUUGGAAAAAGAGCGCAUCAAACAAACAGAAGGUGAUGCAAGAUUGACAGAAUGGAUGAUCAGGCGGGAUCAAGAGAGAAUUGAACGAGACCAUUGGCGCCGGAGUCGGGCUUUCAAGUCAGAGGUCAGGUCGAACGGCGCAAGAGUCUCAGGUGCCGGGGCCGGGCAAGUACAGCAGCCUCACAAGAGGAAGCUAUCUAGUAUUGACACGGACCUCGUCGCUCAUUCAGAGGAACCCGAGAAUGAAGAAUAG